This is a messenger RNA of Glossina fuscipes, 1536 nucleotides long. It is a transcript of the gene Gdi, whose product is annotated as rab GDP dissociation inhibitor alpha. The record is from RefSeq and is a predicted model, not a curated record. Gene Ontology annotation, molecular function: Rab GDP-dissociation inhibitor activity. The transcript has 3 exons. Gene Ontology annotation, biological process: small GTPase-mediated signal transduction; protein transport; vesicle-mediated transport. The coding region runs from base 167 to 1498 and encodes 443 amino acids. NCBI's taxonomy places the organism in Eukaryota, Metazoa, Arthropoda, Insecta, Diptera, Glossinidae. Gene Ontology annotation, cellular component: cytoplasm.
UUGUGUUAGCAGAAAAACGGCAAAAGAAGGAGGAAAAAAUUUUCGAUCGCAUAACGAAACGUAAAGGGUUUGUUAGCAUUUUUACCCAGAUACAAAGUAGAGAAUUUGUAGGAACUUAAAAAGAUACAAUUUCGUAAAACUAACGUGCGGCAAUAAAAAUAUUAAAAUGAAUGAAGAAUACGAGGCCAUUGUUUUGGGCACUGGUUUAAAAGAGUGCAUCUUGAGUGGUAUGCUUUCAGUAUCGGGCAAGAAAGUUCUUCAUAUUGAUCGUAACAAGUAUUAUGGUGGUGAAUCGGCCUCAAUUACACCGUUGGAAGAAUUGUUUCAACGCUAUAAUGUCGAGAUUCAUGGUGACAAAUAUGGGCGCGGCCGUGACUGGAACGUGGAUCUCAUUCCCAAAUUUCUAAUGGCAAACGGACAGCUGGUGAAAUUGCUAAUACACACGGGCGUGACCCGGUACCUCGAGUUUAAGUCAAUCGAGGGUAGUUAUGUGUACAAGGGCGGAAAAAUUGCCAAAGUACCGGUUGACCAAAAAGAAGCUUUGGCAUCUGAUCUUAUGGGCAUGUUUGAAAAACGUCGUUUUCGCAAUUUCCUUAUAUACGUUCAAGACUUUAAGGAAGACGACCCCAAAACCUAUAAAGAUUUCGAUCCCAUAAGAUCAAAUAUGCAAGCUCUUUAUGAUAAGUUCGGUUUGGAUGCGAACACUCAGGAUUUCACUGGCCAUGCUUUGGCUUUGUUCCGUGAUGAUGAUUACUUGAAUGAGCCGGCUGUUAAGACUAUACAACGUAUUAAACUAUAUUCCGAUUCUUUGGCACGUUAUGGGAAAUCACCCUAUUUAUACCCGAUGUAUGGUUUAGGGGAAUUACCACAAGGAUUUGCACGUCUUUCGGCCAUCUAUGGUGGUACCUAUAUGCUGGAUAAGCCAAUUGAUGAGAUCGUUUUAGGCGAAGGGGGCAAAGUGAUAGGGGUACGUUCCGGCGAGGAGAUUGCUAAAUGCAAGCAGAUCUAUUGUGAUCCUAGUUAUGUACCCGACAAGGUGCGAAAGAAGGGACAAGUUAUACGUUGCAUUUGUUUACUGGAGCAUCCCAUUGGAAACACUAAGGAUGCUCUAUCUACCCAGAUUAUCAUUCCACAAAAGCAAGUCGGACGCAAAUCCGAUAUUUAUGUGUCUCUUGUAAGCUAUGCUCAUCAAGUGGCCGCCAAAGGCUGGUUCAUCGGUAUGGUUUCGACUACAGUCGAAACGGAUCAUCCAGAAAAUGAAAUCAAACCCGGUUUAGACUUACUCGAGCCCAUUGCACAAAAAUUCGUAACAAUUUCUGAUUAUAUGGAGCCUAUUGAUAGUGGUGUUGAAUCUCAAAUCUUUAUCUCAGAAUCGUAUGAUGCAACUACACAUUUUGAGACCACAUGCCUGGACGUCUUAGACAUUUUUAAACGCGGUACUGGCGAAGAUUUUGAUUUCUCUAAAAUCAAACAUGAAUUAGGCGAUGAAGACCAGUAAAUUAUUGCUUAUAUAGAGGGUCACCCGAGGAAUGAGAU